This is a messenger RNA of Coccidioides immitis RS, 678 nucleotides long. RefSeq lists its product as uncharacterized. Lineage: Eukaryota; Fungi; Ascomycota; Eurotiomycetes; Onygenales; Onygenaceae. The record is from RefSeq and is a predicted model, not a curated record. The transcript has a single exon. Bases 1 to 678 code for a protein of 225 amino acids.
AUGGACCACCCGGAUGUUUCGGUUGUCGCUGUUGAGCUAUCAGGCAAUCGACCAGGGAAAACGAUGGUGCUGCGAGGUGAAGGCCUUGGUUCUCCUAAGUUUCACACGAUGCAGCCCCGCAUGAUGAAGCCAGCCCAGAUGGAUGGACAAUGGGAGAACACGUUGCACGGCGUUCACCCCGCGCCUCCAAGGCGAAUAUCUUCACGAGAACCACACUGGAACGAUGCGCGUCGCGAGGAUGCCAGACCCCCGCAAGACAUACCAUCAUCUCCCUCGCUGCCGAGCGGCAGUGAAUACUCGAGUGACAGCAAACACGGACAGCGAAGAAGCAGCCAGAACUCCGGAACGUCGAACACAGACGAAAAGUCCAGAACGGAGUCCGACGAGGAGCACAGGGAGUGCUCGCCUCCGCCGAUCGUGCAGGUCGAAGCCGUGCCGCCACUCACCAAAGUCCACUUCUCUUGCUACCAGUCUCAUCGAUCGUUCAUGGUGUCAAAAAACGCGUAUUACUCGGUGCCCUGUAUGACGUGCCUCAAAGCUGAUCAGCAGCCUCGAUACCGCUGUACGUUCUGCUGUCUGCGCGUGUGCGGAGACUGCGCCAAAGGGAUAUCUAACUGUAAGGAUCGAUCUCUGAUGGAGUUCCUCGAAAACUUGGUCCAAGGUUUAGAAGGCUCGUGA